GCUCGAGCUUCUUUGAAUGAGAUUCACAGGGUGUUUUGGUAGCAUAAAAAAGAAGGAAAAAAUCAUGGCAAAAUGAAAUUUGUCCGGACGCUGGCACUCUCGCAGCCCCAACUACCGAACUACAUGCCAUCUGAGAUUCAGAGGGAGACCAUAUUGCCUUGUAAAAUUUUGCUUUUUUCCAUUUCCCAAAACCCCUAAUAUGCAGAGUCGUUGUGCCUGGACACCACCUAGCAUGCCUGCGCCACUCUUGUUUAAACCAUCUGCUUUCUUAACCUUUCCAAUUUCCAGGCAUUUGCACACCCAACCCUUUGAUUCCCUUACCUCUAGAAGGGGAAUCUCGCAUUACCCUUCUCUCGUGGCUACCUUGUCGACUCGGACUUCUUCCACCACCGACAAAGAUGCCGUUCCAGUUCAGAGCGAGCCGACCCAGAAGACCCAGCAGCCAUUGCAAGUGGCCAAACGCUUGGAGAAGUUCAAAACUACAAUUUUCACGCAAAUGAGUUCACUUGCCAUCAAACAUGGAGCAAUAAAUCUUGGCCAAGGUUUUCCCAACUUUGAUGGUCCAGAAUUCGUUAAAGAAGCAGCUAUUCAAGCCAUAAGGGAUGCAAAGAAUCAAUAUGCUCGAGGUUAUGGGGUUCCAGAGUUCAACUCUGCAAUUGCUGCCCGGUUCAAGAAAGACACUGGGAUUGUAGUGGAUCCUGAAAAAGAAGUUACUGUCACCUCCGGGUGCACAGAAGCCAUUGCUGCAACUAUACUAGGCUUGAUAAAUCCUGGUGAUGAAGUAAUCCUAUUUGCCCCUUUUUAUGAUUCUUAUGAAGCCACACUGUCUAUGGCUGGUGCCAAAAUCAAAAGUAUUACUUUGCGUCCGCCAAAUUUUGCUGUUCCCAUCAAUGAGCUUAAGUCCACCAUAUCAAAGAAUACUCGUGCAAUUCUUAUUAACACACCACAUAACCCCACUGGAAAGAUGUUUACUAGGGAGGAACUCAACACUAUUGCAUCACUUUGUAUUGAGAAUGAUGUUCUGGUUUUUACUGAUGAAGUUUAUGAUAAGUUGGCCUUUGAAAUGGAUCACAUAUCUAUGGCCUCUCUUCCUGGAAUGUAUGAGCGGACAGUAACAAUGAAUUCCUUAGGGAAAACAUUCUCCUUAACAGGGUGGAAGAUUGGUUGGGCAAUUGCUCCUCCACACCUGACAUGGGGAGUGCGGCAGGCACACUCUUUCCUAACUUUUGCUACCUCCACUCCAAUGCAGUGGGCGGCUGCAGUGGCCCUUAAAGCCCCAGACUCCUACUAUGAAGAGCUAAAAAGGGACUAUAUGGCAAAGAAGUCAAUUUUAGCGGACGGAUUGAAGGCUGUUGGUUUCAAAGUAUUCCCAUCAAGUGGGACAUACUUUAUUGUUGUUGAUCACACCCCUUUUGGCCUAGAAAAUGAUAUUGCAUUCUGUGAGUAUCUGAUCAAGGAAGUUGGAGUGGUAGCAAUCCCGACCAGUGUAUUUUAUUUGAACCCAGAAGAUGGGAAAAAUUUGGUGAGAUUCACCUUCUGCAAAGACGAAGAGACUCUGAGGACUGCAGUUGAGAGGAUGAAAGAGAAGCUGAAGAGAAAUUGAUCCUGUUUGUGUGGAUCUAGUUCUCCAACUCAACCACAUCUGGGGAUGAAAUAUUGGUGCUGUAAUGUUAAACCUUUCCUUUUGAAGGUAAGUAGUAUAUUUCUGUGUUAAUUAACUUGGAGGCUAUAAACUUGUGGAUUUAGAGUAUUAAACUGAAUAACCAUGCAUGUGAAAAAGAGAUGUCUUGGUUAGUACCUCCUUGUUCACAAAAAUCAGUUAAUUUGGUCAUUGAUAAUUGCUUUUAAAUAUUGUUUAAA
This is a messenger RNA of Manihot esculenta (cassava), 1860 nucleotides long. RefSeq names its product probable N-succinyldiaminopimelate aminotransferase DapC. The record is from RefSeq and is a predicted model, not a curated record. The coding region runs from base 200 to 1603 and encodes 467 amino acids. Lineage: Eukaryota; Viridiplantae; Streptophyta; Magnoliopsida; Malpighiales; Euphorbiaceae. Gene Ontology annotation, cellular component: cytoplasm. The transcript has 2 exons. Gene Ontology annotation, biological process: biosynthetic process. Gene Ontology annotation, molecular function: pyridoxal phosphate binding; L-kynurenine:2-oxoglutarate transaminase activity.